CGAUACAACAUUUCUUUAUGGUCAUUUGUUAAACACACAGAUUAUUUUCAUAUAUAUAUUUGAAAAUUUCAUACAUCUAGUUCAGUAAGGAAAUAUCAUAGUUUCUUUACAAAAUGUCGGUGAAAAACGAAAUUACGCUUUUUGUUGGUAGCGAAAAAUAUUCAGUAAAUCUAAACGAUGUUGGACCCACAACAACUCUCAAUACUUUCUUGAGAGAAAUAGCACACUUGAAAGGGACUAAGAAAAUGUGUGAAGAAGGAGGCUGUGGUGCGUGUACAGUCGCUGUGGAAAAAACCGUUGAUGGACAAAAACAAGUUUUUUCUGUCAAUUCUUGCCUGGUAUCCAUAUUAUCCUGCGAUGGAUGGAAAAUACAAACAGUUGAAAGCAUUGGAAAUCCUCUUAUAGGUUACCAUAAAAUUCAAGAAGUUUUGUGUGACAACAACGGGACCCAGUGCGGGUUUUGUUCAGCAGGAAUGGUUAUGAAUAUGUAUGCUCUUCAGCAAUCUGGACCAGUCACACAGAAACAGAUUGAGAAUUCUUUUGGAGGAAAUCUUUGUAGAUGCACUGGUUAUAGACCAAUUUUACAUGGAUUUAAAACACUCGCUUCUGAUGCUGAUAAAGACAUUAAUGAUAUCGAAGAUAUUAAGCUCUGUCCCAACAAAGGAGGAAAAACAUGCUGCAAAAACAUUAAGAAAAAUUAUGUUUUGAAGUUUGAAGACUCACAAUGGACAAAAGUGAACACUUUAGCAGAAUUAUUAAAAGCUUUGAAUAACGUACCAAAAAGUUACAUGUUGGUUAGUGGAAACACUGCUAGAGGUGUUUUUAAAACCAAUACUGAUCGCGAUGCCUAUAUAGACAUACAAGAUGUAGCAGAACUUAUUUCCUAUAAAAUGGAUAGCAAUACGUUAACCCUUGGAGCUAAUGUGAAUAUGACUCAACUAAUGGAAAUAUGCAAAGAAAAUUCUUCAAAACCCAAUUUUUCGUAUUUGACUACAAUAAAUGAACAUUUGGAUUUAAUAGCUACUGUCCAAAUAAGAAACAUUGGCAGCCUUGCAGGGAAUUUAAUGAUGAAAUACCAAUAUAAUGAGUUUCAAUCUGAUGUAUUCUUACUACUGGAAACAUUUAAUGCUUUGUUAACUAUUGUGGAUGUAAGCGGAAAAGAACAAACAGUUAGCCCACAUGCUUUUUUGAAAGUUGAUAUGACAAAAAAAGUUAUUACAAAAAUUGUUUUAAAAUGUCUGGAUGAUACUUACACAUAUGCAACGUAUAAAAUAAUGCCCAGGACACAAAAUGCUCACGCCAUAGUAAAUGCUGGAUUCUUGGUCAAAAUUGAAAAUGAUUUAGUUAAAACAGCUAAUAUCGUUUACGGUGCUAUUAAUAAAGGCUUUGUGCACGCUUCAAAAACUGAAAAGAUUUUAAUAGGAAAAAAAUUAUAUGACGAUACAACACUCCAAGCAAUUUUCGAUUCCUUAAAUACCGAACUUGUUCCUGACCAUGUUUUACCAGAUCCAUCAAUUACAUUUAGAAAAGGCAUAGCCAUUUCUCUAUUUUACAAGUUUGUUCUUAAGACCUGCCCCUCAGCUCAGGUUGCAGAUAGAUUUAAAAGUGGCGGUACUCUUUUGGAACGUCCUGUCUCCAAGGGUUCCCAAGAAUAUGGUACUAUUGAGAAGGAGUGGCCUCUAACUCAGCCUAUAACAAAAUUAGAGGCGUUAGCUCAAACGUCAGGUCAAGCUCAAUACAUUAUGGAUACUCCAGCCUUGCCAAAUGAAGUAUAUGCAGCUUUUGUGACCGCUGGUGUUGUACCAGGAUCUAAAAUACUCACCAUUGAUCCUUCAAAUGCUUUGAAACUGGAUGGUGUACUAGCGUAUUACGAUAAAAAUGAUAUACCUGGCGUUAAUACCUUCACACCAGCAGACGUGGGAUGGUUUGCAAUGCAAGAAGAACUGUUUUGCAGUGGUACUGUUCAAUAUUACCAUCAGCCCAUUGGUAUAAUCGUAGCAAAAGAUCAGAAUUUGGCACGAAGGGCCGCUUCAUUGGUUUAUAUAACUUAUGAUACUCCAUCCGUUAAACCUUAUAUAAAUAUCAAAGACGUAGUAAAUGAUAACGUGGAAAGUAGAAUCAAUCUUCUAAGUACUGUUCUACCUACGAAAAAAGGUAAAAAUACUUCAAAAAGCAUUAGUGGUGAAUUUUAUGUAGGUUCGCAAUACCAUUUCCAUAUGGAACUACAAUGUUGCAAAGUCGUACCAACUGAAGAUGGUUUCGAUAUGUUCCCGUCUUCACAAUGGAUGGACGCUAACCAAUUAGCUGCAUCUGCGGUAUUGGGAAUACCUGCAAACAAAAUAAACGUCAAAGUUCGUCGUCUUGGAGGUGGUUUUGGAGGCAAAAUGUUCCGUAAUGCAAUGGUAUCCUCAGCGGCUGCUCUAGCUGCUCAAAAAUUAAGAGUACCUGUAACAAUGACUUUACCAUUUGAAGACAAUGUGAACAUCGUUGGUAAGCGAUACCCAUUUUACAUGAAAUAUAACGUUGACGUCGACAACCAAGGAGUUAUUCAAUAUUUGAAAGCCAGUUUAUACAGUGAUUUAGGAGUUGGAGGUAAUGAACCAAUUAAUACUUUCCUGUUGACUGGAAUUGAAAGCGGUUAUGAUAUCAGUGCUUGGGAAUUCACUACAAAUACUGUCAAAACUGAUACUCCUGCUAAUUGCUAUGCAAGAGCUCCUGGUACUUUGGAAGGAGUAGCUGGUAUAGAAUGCAUCAUGGAAGAGAUUGCUUAUACUUUAGGAUUGGAACCAAUCGAUGUGAAAUUGGCAAAUACUAGUGCAACUUAUCCACAAAUACCAAAACACUUGACUGCUCUUCAAAAAUGGGCUGAUGUUGAUAAAAGAAGAAAGGGUGUUGUUGCCUUUAAUAAAGCAAAUAGAUGGAUGAAGCAAGGUUUAGCCAUAGUCCCGCUGAAAUGGGUUCUUGAAGUUGGAGCAAAUUAUACUGUUCUUGUGUCAGUAUUUCAUGGUGACGGUAGUGUGGCAAUAUCUCACGGUGGCAUAGAAAUGGGACAAGGUAUUAAUACAAAGGUCGCCCAAGUUUGCGCGUAUAAAUUUGGCAUUGCUUUAGAUCAGGUUUCUAUUAAACCCAGUUAUUCUUUUGUCGCCCCAAAUUCCACCCCUACAGGAGGUAGCUUGACUAGUGAAGCAGUUUGUUAUGCUGUAAUAAAAGCUUGCGACACAAUUUUAAAAAGAAUGAAACCCAUAAAGGAAAAAAUGACCAACCCUACCUGGGUUGACGUUGUUAAACAAUGUUUUGGUGCUAAUAUUCAAUUAGCUGCUACUGGAUAUUACUGGGGAGAGGCGCCAGGUAUUCAAAAAUACGACAUUUUCGGAGUGUGUGCCACUACCGUUCAAGUUGAUAUUCUAACAGGAAAAUACCAAAUUUUACAGGUUGAUAUUAUUGAAGAUUUAGGAGAAAGUAUGAGUCCAUUGAUAGAUAUUGGACAGAUUGAAGGAGCUUUUGUUAUGGGGUUGGGUUAUUACACGACUGAAGAAUUGGUUUAUGACGAAGAAGGUCAGCUUAUGACAAAUAGAUCUUGGUUUUAUAAACCACCUGGUGCUAAGGAUAUUCCAAUAAAUUUCAGAAUCAAAUUUACUGAGAAUAGUAAGAAUGCUGUUGGAGUCCUAAAAUCAAAAGCGGUUGCCGAACCCCCUAUGUGUCUAUCUGUUGCUGUGCCCUUGGCCAUAAGAAAUGCUUUAGCUUCAGCUAGACAGGAAGCUGAUUCAAAAAGUUCAAAAUGGGUGCAAUUUGAUGGACCUACUACUGUUGAAAAAACUUUCAUGUAUUCUCUGAACGAUUUCAAACAAUAUGUUCUAAAAUAAAUUUUACCUAUUUGAGACCUAUUUUAACAAUUAUUUACUUUCUAUAAACACAGAAAUGUGUGUAUGUUAUAAUCUAUAUGUAAUCCAUUAUUAAUUAUUUACUAAAUCACAAAAAAUAUGUAUAUUAUAAUUUAAAUAAAUAAAUGAGCAAGAA
Psylliodes chrysocephalus is the source of this 4017-nucleotide messenger RNA. Lineage: Eukaryota; Metazoa; Arthropoda; Insecta; Coleoptera; Chrysomelidae. The record is from the annotation of a GenBank genome assembly.